Messenger RNA from Ostertagia ostertagi, 555 nucleotides. The record is from the annotation of a GenBank genome assembly. NCBI's taxonomy places the organism in Eukaryota, Metazoa, Nematoda, Chromadorea, Rhabditida, Trichostrongylidae.
AUGACACCAACUCCUCAGCAGGAUUAUGUGAACACGGAAGUUAGCCUCCAACCAUGGUACAUGGGCGAUUUGGAACGUGCUGAAUCGGAAGCGAAACUGCGUGGGACACCAAAUGGGACAUUCCUUGUGCGAUACAGCAAGAACCGAAGGAGCUACGUAAUCAGUAUAAGCUAUGAAGGCGAAGUGAAACAUACAGUUGUCGAGCAACGGGACAACAGUAUCUAUUAUCUGGACGAGGGAUACGUGUUCCACAAAUGUUACACUGUUGGUGAAUGUCAUUGUUUAGGAGCUGGUGAACUACACUACAGGGAGAAUAAUCUAUGCGAAAGUUUCAACUCUCUCAACACGACUCUGAAAAACGCUUACCGAACGUGCAAGCUUUUUCGAGUUCUCCAUGAUUUUGAUGCUACUGAGCCGAAAUUUUUAACACUACGUAAGGGUGACCGCCUUACGCUCGUAGACGUGAUUGGUGAAGAUCGUGGAUGGUGGAAAGGUCAAAUAGCCGACCGGAUCGGCUUCUUUCCACUGAGCUACGUGGAACCGUGGAAAGACUAG